CACAGAAAAGAAAGAGAAGGGGCAGCAGACCUUAAGAGAGAGAGAGAAAGAAAAAACGUGAUAGAGCAUUGCCAAGGGCAUUUUCUUUGCUGUGGCUGUUUAGUCAAGGCAAUCCCACAUGGCAAAACGAGAACACUUAUAGAUUUUAGCACCAUGUCAUCAGAAGACAGCAGCUCAAGCACAGAAUGCAUCAUUUGCUUUGGUAACUAUGACAAUGUUUUCAAGCUUCCAAAAGUUCUGUGCUGUGGGCACACCUUUUGCCUGGAAUGCUUAGCUCGGAUCAAUGUUACCUCAGAGGAGCCAAGAAUCAUCAGCUGCCCUGUGUGUCGCGAGCCUACAAGAUUACCAGGAGGCAAGGGCCUACCAGCUCUAGAAAACAACCAGGACGCACUGUCUCAUCUGCCAUCCCCCUUGCAACAUGUACAGUCUGUGCGAUUCAGCCGCAACAAAGGGCUCCUAUAUGUGAAAAAACCCCAACCUAUAUCCAUUCUUAAGGAAACACCAAUCAGCACAGUAAGUCAAAGCCUGGAAAUUGGGCGACCAGAACCUAGAAUUCCUCAGCAUGCUGCAAUAAACCAUAGGAUCCUGUUGACCUCUUGGUGGUUCUAUGCAGGUGUAAUUGGCAUUUUGCUUCUUGUUUUGGCCAUUAUUUUAGCUAGCAUCUUUGUCUUUGUCAUUUCUCCAUCUUACAACGGUGGCAGACAACACUCUUCACAGAACAGUGUCACUGAGGUAAAUUCAUCUCAUAGCCCCUAAGUAUAAAAUGUGCCAAAAUAUGAUGUAGACUUGUAAAUUGUUGCUGCAAGCUCAUGAACCACAGUUAUGUUUCAGCUUUCUUCAAUAUGCUGCACUUUGAACUCUGAUCUCAAGAAAUAAUUGUGCAUUUCUUCUACUAAUUUGGACUGUCAUGAGCUUUCAGAAAGAGGGUUAUUACAGCAGCCUUGACCUUUGCAAAUUGUAGCAAAAACAAUUAGAAAAGUAACAUCCAGGCUAGAAACUCAAACCCUUUGGAUGUUCAACUAGUCAACAUCAUCUGAAAGGAAGAAGCUGGUAUCAAAGUAAUUAAACUAAUAGAAGUAAUGAGUGCAGUUAGAAAAAUGGAAGCAACUACUUGGUGAUGGUGACUGGUAUUAACAAACAAUAACCAGCUAACCUGCACUAAACAUAGGUGAUAUAAGACAGAGACCAUUGUCUUGCCAAAUUCCCUGUUAUGAGUGAAGUGCUGGAAAAGAAAACAUUGCCCUGGCAGAGGUGACAUUGCUGAUAAAAAGAGUACUCACUAUUCUUGGAGAAAAUGCAUUGCCUUCCCUACCUCAUAGGCAUAACUAUUAUGAAUGCAUCAACAAUGCAGCCAAUUACAACAAUUUUAAAACAAGUUGGUCUUUAUAGGUACAUGUUCUGAGUUUUAUUGUGGCUUUUUUUUUUUUCUUAAUUCCUUUUUUCAUUUUUUUGUUUGUUUAUUUAUUUCCCUGGUGCCGUCCCACUCUUUUUCUAUUUGCAGUUUCUAACCGUCUUUGCUCCACCUUCCCUUGUCAUAUGUCCUUCAUGCUUCCCCACCAUCUUGAUUCUCUUUGAAUUUAAACUAGAAAUUUUGCAGUAUGUUUUGUGACAUGCAUAAAUAGUAUCAUAAAUAAUUAUGGCGUGACAGACGACAGGUAGAUAUGAUUGCAGGUUGUAUCCACUAUUAAAGUUCCAGAGUGAGCUGUGGCAACCUGCAGUGAAGAAAAAGCUGGUUAUGAGUCCAAGGUCCCUCCCUGAAAUAUCACAUUUUAAUUUUUGCAGCACUAAUUGACUUUAUAUUCAGUAUCUUUGUUGCUAUGGUUAACAAUGACGGCAUUCAAUGUUUUACUAAAGACUUUUUGGAAAAGUGAUUUCAUUAAUUUUGUCCUCAGAUCCAUCUGCAGAUUUCAUUUACGUCACUCCAGCCUGACAUGAUGUGAUUAUAUGAACUAACACUUAAAACUGUUGACCCUGGGCACCUUUAUUUAUAUAAAAGGUAAGGUAAAGGUGCAAUUUACAGCAUUAAUUAAUGAUGAACAAAUUCAUGGGUUUGUUACAAAUUAGUGUAAAAGUUGUACCCAUAUAUGAGUUCUGAUAGGAGUCAAGGGGACAGCUUGCUCCUUAAUGCAAUGAUAGUAAAAUGUGAAGUUUGUGUAUGAGGGUAUUUUAUUCUCUGACUCAAGACAGCAGCAGCUAUCAUUUUCUUUAUAAUCUGAAUUCUUUUUCCAUUUUUAAGUGCAAAGCUUGUACGUAAUGGAAUGAGUGUCAUUCUGUAAAGAAAAUAAACUUGUACAUUUUAUUUGUUAUCAUGUAUGUGAUUUAAUAUAACAUUCCUAAACGGAAAAUGGAUAAUAAAACACAUUAUUUUUCUCCAUCUUA
Protopterus annectens (West African lungfish) is the source of this 2379-nucleotide messenger RNA. RefSeq names its product ring finger protein 225 (gene RNF225). Lineage: Eukaryota; Metazoa; Chordata; Ceratodontiformes; Protopteridae. Bases 154 to 756 code for a protein of 200 amino acids. Gene Ontology annotation, biological process: protein ubiquitination. Gene Ontology annotation, molecular function: ubiquitin protein ligase activity. The record is from RefSeq and is a predicted model, not a curated record. The transcript is spliced from 2 exons.